Messenger RNA from Parasteatoda tepidariorum (common house spider), 1578 nucleotides. The record is from RefSeq and is a predicted model, not a curated record. NCBI's taxonomy places the organism in Eukaryota, Metazoa, Arthropoda, Arachnida, Araneae, Theridiidae.
UAUUCUAUUUUUAAACUUGUUCAGUAUGCUUAUCAUCAAAAAUAGAAAGUCAGCUCUUUGAAAGUCACUUCAAAUCAAACGCAUUUUUCAUAUCAAGCAGAUAUAAAGUGAAUUGUGCUUUUCCUAGUUAUCGGUUUCCGUACGUCAGCGUAAAAACUACCAACUAUGGAAAAUAGCUACGACAGUAUGAUGGCAGCUAAAGGCUUUUUGCCUUACCGGAUGGGUUACCUGACAGAUUGGAUGGUGGAAAAAGCAAAAGAAGAAUUAAAUGAAACUGAAGAAAUUCGUGAACAGGCUCUUGCAGAAUUAAAGAGAUUGAUAGCUGAGGAAAGAAAUCUGGAUAUUUGGACUGAUGACUCUUACUUGUUGCAAUUUCUACGAGCAAGAAAAUUCGAUACAGAUAGGGCGAUGGAACUUGUACGCAAUUUCUACACAAUGCUCAAGAAUUAUCNCGAGAGUUUCUUCAAAGGAUUAAAUCUUGACAAUUGCAUUGCAGAGGAAAGAAAUCUGGAUAUUUGGACUGAUGACUCUUACUUGUUGCAAUUUCUACGAGCAAGAAAAUUCGAUACAGAUAGGGCGAUGGAACUUGUACGCAAUUUCUACACAAUGCUCAAGAAUUAUCCUGAUGUUUAUAAAAGGGAUCAAGAUCCUGAGGAAUUAAAUAUUUUGUCGGAGAGUGAUUGUGGAGGGGCUUAUCCCUAUAGGCACAAGGAUGGGGGCAUAGUCUAUUUUUUGAACGCCGCCAAAUGGGAUCCUGACGAAAUUUCAACUGACUUAGCUAUGAUGGGCUUCACCGGUGUGACACUAGCUAUUGCAGAAGACCCAGCGACUCAAGUUUGUGGAGUUCAUUUCAUAUUUAAUGCUCAAUAUAGACUGAAGCAUCUACGUGCAAUUGGUGUGAAAACAGUUAAGUUGAUUUCAGAAAUAUUUAGAAAUACUGUACCCAUUCGAUUCAAAAGCAUCCACAUAGUCAAUGAAUCAUCGAUUUUUGGAUAUAUUUUCAACAUGUUGAAAAUCUUUAUGACUGAUAAAAUUAGGAAUAGGAUCCACUUUCAUGGAAGUGAUUUGAAAGAGCUACAUAAACACAUACCGAAAGAAAUUUUGCCUGCUGAAUUUCAUGGUGAUAAUAUUAACUAUUCUGCAAAGGAGUUUUGUAAAAACGAAAUCGGCUCAUUCCUCAAAAAGUACUGUUUGAUGCUCAACAAAGGUUAUUUCUGAAAUUCAAUUCAAUUCAGUUAAUGUUAUUAAAAAAACUUCCAGGCCCACUAGGACCAACAUUUUUCUGAUUUUGUCUUCAUGAGUCUUCAUGAUCGACUGGCAUACUUCCUGUAUGCCAGUCGUUCUUAAAAACUUGAGAUAUCGCAAUGACUUAAUUGUCAUGUUCUAACAUGUCAUAACGAUUGUCAUGUUCUUCAUUUUCGAAUUCAUUUGUAUGUCAUUCUAUGUCAUUAUGCUAUGUUAGAACUUAUGUCACUUUUUUUUAUGUUAUGUUGUGUUAGCAUGUUAUUUUAGAAUUUAUGUUAUUUUUUAUGUUAAAACUUAUUUUGCUGUGCUAGAAUAAAGAAAAUUUCAAAGUUA